Lasiodiplodia theobromae is the source of this 2028-nucleotide messenger RNA. RefSeq names its product Glycosyl hydrolase. Lineage: Eukaryota; Fungi; Ascomycota; Dothideomycetes; Botryosphaeriales; Botryosphaeriaceae. The transcript has a single exon. The record is from RefSeq and is a predicted model, not a curated record. Gene Ontology annotation, biological process: carbohydrate metabolic process. Bases 1 to 2028 code for a protein of 675 amino acids.
AUGGAUUCGCGAUUGCGACAGAAUGCUCUCCUCCAACGAUGCCGCGCCCUCACAGCCCUUGCUUUCCUCUUGAUAGUCCUGAUCUAUGCGCCAGUCAACGCGACUGUUAACCACGGCACGCCGUCUUGGUCGCGCGACACCCCCGAAGCCGCUGCCGAUGGCGCUCAGAAACCAUUCCCGCGCCCCGAAGAGGCCAGCCUCGCCCCGAACGCCGACGCUACACCGGCAGCCAUAAUUCCUCCAGAGGGCGGCGGAGAAGUCCACUGGCCACUGAACCCUCUGGAAGAGCUGCACAACGCGCUGGAAACCAUGCAGUCGCGCUACUUCGAGCUGUGGCUGGGCCAGUGGCCGUCGGCAAUCGACUGGACCGCCGCCGUCAUGGCCACCUUCGUGUCGGCCACGCUACACUCCCUGACGCGCUCGCUCGAAUACGUGCUGCCGGGCGCCGAGCACCCGGUCAUCGAAGGGCAGCGCAUCGAGAACGAGAUCAGCAAGUACUUCUCGCAGUCGGUGGCGUACUACUUUGGCGAGGACGCCUUCAGCUUGCGCAUGCAGGCCUACGACGACAUGCUGUGGGUAGUUCUGGGCUGGCUGGAGAGCAUCAAGUUCAUCGAUCUGCACGCCAGCCGCCACUACCGCCGGCCCGCCAGCCCGGGCCGCGCGUGGUACGGCCACCAGUUCGCGCCGGGCUUCGCCCACCGUGCCCACAUCUUCUACGAUAUCGCGUCGGGCGGCUGGGACACGGAGCUGUGCGGCGGCGGCAUGACGUGGAACCCGCGCCUGACGCCCUACAAGAACGCCAUCACCAACCAACUCUUCAUCUCCGCGUCCAUCGGCAUGUACCUGUAUUUCCCCGGCGACGAGAACACGUCUCCGUUCAUGGUGCAGACAACCGAUGGUGAUGGAGGGCUGCCGACGGCGCGCCCACACGACCGCAAGUAUCUUGCGGCAGCGGUGAACGGCUACAAUUGGCUCCGUAAUAGCAACAUGACGAACAAGCAGGGCUUGUACGUCGAUGGUUUCCAUAUCCGCAACUGGGGCAAGAACGGCAGCAUCGGCACUGGCAAGUGUGAUGAACGCAACGAGAUGACGUACACAUACAACCAGGGAGUCCUGCUGUCGGGCCUGCGCGGCCUGUGGGAGGGCACGGGCGAGCAGUGGUAUCUCGAAGAUGGCCACGAGCUCGUGCGGAACGUCAUCAAAGCCACAGGCUGGGCAGAGCACGAGAAGAGGAGAAGAAGGGGCAAGGCGCUUGACGAGGACGAGACCGACGAGAGUGACGACGACAACGAUGCCGUCGACGCGGACAAGAAGAAGAAAAAGAAGAAGAAGAAGAAGAACGGCAAGUACAAGUGGUACGGCAUGGGCCGCGACGGCAUCCUGGAAGAGGUGUGCGACGCCGACGGCACGUGCAGCCAGAACGGCCAGACGUUCAAGGGCAUCUUCUUCCACCACCUCACCCUCUUCUGCGAGCCGCUGCCCCUCCAGCCCACCGUCCCCGGCGUCACGCACGGCGCCUCCCGGGAGACGGCCCUGCUCCACCGCCAGAGCUGCAAGGAAUACGCCUUGUGGGUCGCCCACAACGCCCGCAUGGCCCUGCGCACGCGCGACGGCGAGGGCCGCUUCGGCAUGUGGUGGAGCGCGCCUGAGUGGGACGAUGAUGAGGCUGAUGAGGUCGAGGUCGCGGCUCCGCCGUUGCCGCUCGGCGCCGUCGAUUAUAGGAAUAAUGACAGUUUGCCGGACGGCGAGAUGUGGAUGCCGAUCAAGGACUACGAUUGGAGCAACGGCGGCGACGACGGAGUCGUCGUCCCGGAGAGCGAUGGGUUGCCGUCGUUCAUGGGCUUCGACCCCGUGAUGGCGGGGGCGACGGGGAGAGCGGCGAGGGUGGCGCAGAGUGCGGGCGGAGAGAGCGGAGCGGAGAUGAGGGAUAAGAACGAUAGGGGCAGGGGGCGGACGGUGGAGACGCAGGGAGGUGGCGUGGCGGUUGUUAGGGCGCUGUGGGAGUUUGUGAAUAUGUAUCGGGAGUGA